Messenger RNA from Fibroporia radiculosa, 1839 nucleotides. RefSeq lists its product as uncharacterized. Gene Ontology annotation, cellular component: nucleus; plasma membrane; cytoplasm. NCBI's taxonomy places the organism in Eukaryota, Fungi, Basidiomycota, Agaricomycetes, Polyporales, Fibroporiaceae. Gene Ontology annotation, molecular function: ATP binding; ATP-dependent protein folding chaperone; heat shock protein binding. The record is from RefSeq and is a predicted model, not a curated record. Bases 1 to 1839 code for a protein of 612 amino acids. The transcript has 8 exons. Gene Ontology annotation, biological process: cellular response to unfolded protein; vesicle-mediated transport; protein refolding.
AUGGAGGACGCAUUCGACGGUGCUGUUGGUAUUGAUCUCGGAACAACCUACUCCUGUGUAGGUAUCUGGCAAAACGACCGUGUUGAGAUUAUUGCCAAUGACCAGGGCAACCGGACGACGCCUUCAUAUGUUGCUUUUUCUUCGGAGGAGCGACUGAUCGGCGAUGCCGCCAAAAAUCAGGCCGCGAUGAACCCUCGCAACACCAUCUUCGAUGCAAAGCGUCUCAUCGGCCGGAGAUAUGACGAUCCCGAUGUCAAGAAGGACAUUUCUCACUGGCCUUUUGAGGUCAUCGAGAAAGAUGGAUCACCUCUGAUCAAGGUUGAGUAUCUUGGCGAGGAAAAAUCAUUCAGCCCACAAGAGAUCUCGUCUAUGGUUUUGACAAAAAUGAAGGAGAUCUCUGAGGCCAAGCUUGGAAAGACUGUCAAGAAGGCGGUCGUCACCGUUCCUGCAUACUUCAACGAUUCCCAGCGUCUUGCUACCAAGGACGCGGGUGCCAUCGCCGGACUUGAUGUCCUCCGCAUUAUCAACGAACCCACAGCAGCUGCGAUCGCAUACGGUCUGGAUCGCCAGUCAAGCGCCGAAAAGAACGUCCUUAUUUUCGACUUGGGCGGUGGAACUUUCGAUGUCUCCCUGCUGAACAUUACUGGUGGUGUGUUCGCCGUCAAGGCGACAGCCGGUGAUACUCACCUGGGUGGCGAGGAUUUUGACAACAACUUGUUGGACCACUUCAAAAAGGAAUUCCAACGGAAAACUAAACUCGACAUCUCCGAUGAUCCUCGUGCAUUGCGUCGCUUGAGGAGUGCCUGUGAACGCGCCAAGCGGACACUCUCCAGCGUCACCCAGACGACUGUAGAAGUCGACUCGCUCUACCAGGGUGAAGACUUCUCGGCGAACAUCACUCGUGCCCGUUUCGAGGAGAUUAAUGCUUCUCUCUUUAAGUCGACGAUCGACCCUGUUGAGCGAGUGCUUAAGGAUGCCAAGAUGCCUCGCGAGAAGGUCGAUGAUAUUGUUCUGGUCGGUGGAUCCACUCGUAUUCCUAAGGUUCAAUCAUUGGUCUCGGAAUACUUUGGCGGCCGCCAGCUUAAUAAGUCGAUUAACCCCGAUGAGGCUGUCGCUUACGGUGCCGCUGUACAGGCUGCGGUUCUCACUGGUCAGACUUCUGACAAGACCGCCGACCUCCUCUUGCUUGAUGUUGCCCCUCUCUCGUUGGGUGUUGCCAUGCAAGGAGACAUCUUUGGUGUUGUUGUUCCUCGCAACACCCCGAUUCCCACCAACAAAUCGCGGACUUUCACCACUGUUGAGGACAACCAAACGACCGUCACCUUCCCUGUGUAUGAGGGCGAGCGCACUCAAUGUCGUGACAACCGACUGCUGGGCGAGUUCGAGCUCAAUGGUAUCCCUCCCAUGCCUCGAGGACAGGCUGAGCUUGUUACCACUUUCGAGGUUGAUGCCAACGGUCUUUUGAAGGUCACAGCUCAAGAUCGUGCGUCUGGACGCAAGGCUCAGAUUAGCAUCACGAACUCUGUCGGCCGUCUUUCAUCCGCCGAGAUUGAACAGAUGAUCAAGGACGCCGAGCAGUUCAAGCAGGCAGACAAAGACUUCUCGGCCCGGCAUGAGGCCAAGGCGGAUCUGGAGAGCUACAUUCACCAGGUUGAGAACACGAUCACGUCGCCAGAGAUCGGUAUGAAGCUCAAGCGUGGCGCGAAGGGUCAAGUGGAGGCAGAGCUUGCGCGUGCUCUUGAGAAGCUGGAGAUCGAGGAUUCGACAGCUGAUGAGCUCAGGAAGGCGCAGCUGGGUAUCAAGCGGGCAUUGCAAAAAGCCACUGCUGGCAUUCGGUGA